AACCCACGAUUCUGGGCUCCACCCCGGCAGACAGGAGUCAGGAGGGCUCCCACCCCGGCAGACAGGAGGUCUCUGCCUUGGAGUCAGGUGGAAGCCAGACUAGCUGUGUGCGAGAGCCAUAAUUUGGGAAGAGUCUGCAGGAGACAGACAUCAAACUGCGUACAAGCCAGGAGGCUGAAUCUUUGUUGUUUUUGCUUGACGGUGGAUACCCCUGCGUGGGAAGCAUUUAAGUUAUGGAACUUUAUUUUUAAAUAAAAUUGGGCAAAAAGGCCCUUAAAGAAGCGAGUUGUUGUGUGCUUUUGAAAGGAAAAGCUCUACCACUGGAAGCAAGUGCCCACA
Molecule: messenger RNA, 339 nt
Organism: Staurois parvus
Lineage: Eukaryota; Metazoa; Chordata; Amphibia; Anura; Ranidae
Source: the annotation of a GenBank genome assembly